This is a messenger RNA of Talaromyces atroroseus, 1803 nucleotides long. RefSeq lists its product as hypothetical. Gene Ontology annotation, biological process: transmembrane transport. Gene Ontology annotation, molecular function: transmembrane transporter activity. The transcript is spliced from 3 exons. The record is from RefSeq and is a predicted model, not a curated record. Bases 1 to 1803 code for a protein of 600 amino acids. NCBI's taxonomy places the organism in Eukaryota, Fungi, Ascomycota, Eurotiomycetes, Eurotiales, Trichocomaceae.
AUGUUGAAAUAUCCUAGGGACAUCCGAACACGAUUACACCGCGUGGCAGCUACCCGUUCUACCCUGGGUUUACACGCCAACGGACCGCAAGAAAACGAAAAGAUAAUGGCACAACCAGCAUCACCAACUGGCCAAGGGCUUGAUGUCGACGUCGAGAAGCAACUUGAGCCGCAACAGCAGGCAGCUCCCCAGCAAGGACAGCCAGCAGGACCAGGCGGAGGACCUCCAGGCAGCUUGUACCGGCCAAGAACAUUCGAUUUCUGGUUGAUUAUGUUUUGCAACUUCCUUUCCCUUUUCCUCGUCGCGCUCGAUCGAACCAUAAUUACAACGGCCAUCCCUCAAAUCACCGAUGAAUUCAAUAGCCUGGGCGACAUUGGCUGGUACGGAUCAGCAUACAUGCUUGCCAGCGCAACAUCUCAGCCCCUUUUUGGACGCAUCUACAAAUACUACAGUAUGAAAUGGAUCUUUUUGACUAAUGUGGUCAUUUUCGAAGUUGGUUCAGCCAUAUGCGGUGCUGCUCCCAAUUCGAACGCCUUCAUAGCUGGACGCGCCAUUGCCGGGUUUUCCGCAUCUGCUAUCUUCUCUGGGUGCAUGCUCAUAGUUAUUCCCUUCGUCCCACUCCAUAAGCGGCCUAUAUUCCAGGCAAUAAAUGGGGCUGUAUUUGGAAUUGCGUCCGUGAUGGGUCCAUUGAUUGGCGGGGGGUUUACAAGCGGUGCCACUUGGAGAUGGUGCUUUUAUAUCAACUUACCUAUUGGAGCAGUCAGCCUAGUCUUGAUGGCUUUUGUUUGGCACCCGCCAAAGCAGAAAUAUGAGCCUGCCCCUAUCAUGGCACAGAUCAAACGUCUCGAUCCCCUGGGCAUGGCCCUCUUUGCGCCAUCCAUAAUAUGCCUACUACUCGCUUUUCAGUGGGGUGGCUCGACAUAUGCUUGGAACAAUGGUCGCAUUAUCGCCCUUUUUGUGCUUUUUGGUGUUCUGCUUCUAAUCUUUGCCGCCGCACAGAUCUGGAAGCCUGACACAGCCAUCAUCCCAGCCCGCAUCGUCACUCGCAGAAGUAUUAUUUGCACAUGCCUGUACACGUUUACCUUGUCAAGCGCAAUGACCAUGCUAUUAUACUAUCUCCCUAUAUGGUUUCAAACCGUCAAAUUGGUCAGUGCAAUCCACUCAGGCAUUUACACAUUACCUAUAGUUCUCAGUCUGGUUGCUGCAAGCUUUAUCUCUGGCUUCGUCACCCAAAAAAUCGGAUACUACGUUCCGGGAAUGUACAUCUGCCCAAGUCUACUUGCUGUGGGAACGGGAUUGUUGACAACUUUUGAAAUCUCUACCGGCUCAUCGCAUUGGAUCGGUUACCAGUUUCUAUGUGGCUUUGGCUUGGGUAUGGGAAUGCAGAAUGCAGGGCUCGUCAUACAAAGAGUCUUACCAAUGUCAGAUAUAUCCAUCGGUAUCUCUCUCAUAUUCCUCACCCAACAACUCGGGGGAGCCAUUUUCGCUACUGUUGGCGAAACGAUACUAUACGAUAUUCUUGUCUCCCAUCUGAGCGGCAUCCCAGGCCUUGACCCAGCUCUGAUUAUCGACAAAGGCGCUACGGAUUUCACGUCUGUCGUGCCGCCCCAAUACAUAAUUGUGGUCAAGCAGGCAUACAACUAUGCAUGUACAAAAAUUUUCUACGCAGCCAUGGGUCUAGCUCUGGCAGGAUUCUUCAGUUCUUUGGGCUUGGAGUGGAAGAGUAUUAAAAAGGGGGAAAAUGGCCAAGAUGAACCGGGUGCUCAUGGAACUCAUGACAGGCCCAAGAACUUUACCAAGUGA